AUGGGAUUUGAUAUUGUAAAGUGGAGGAUUGAUGGAUUGAUACGCGAAGUUGAGGAAGGGGAAUUUCGGACGCGAUUUGAUAACGCGAAAAGUGGUAGUAGCGCGAACCCUUGCCGCUCCGCUCCCGGCACAAAAAAGUAUCAGAAGGGCGAAAGGCUGGAGGGCAAUUCGAGCUUUAUCAGACAAAAUAAUGUUUACAUGCAGAGCAUGCACAAGGAGAGACAGCUCUAUAGGUCAUUUGCCUCGAAUGCGACUGAUUCUGGCAAUCAAAGUUACCAACCCAUCUCACUAGAUGAAGAGUCUCUCGAGCCCACUAAGAGUAAAGGUGUCAAAAGACAGGAAUGGCUAGAUUCGAGGGGACAGAGGCCUGCGGAUAAAAAGCCUGCACCAAUUGAUCCAAAUAUCGACGACAAGUUUAUUUGGAAGCUGAAACAACUGCAAGAUCCCUUGCAGCUCGCCAGCUACGUACGGAAACUUCUUUCGGACGAUGAUUUCGAAAAGGCAUUACUAUAUGUGCGAGCUGCCAGCAAAAAUGUUGAAUGUGUUGUUAGUUGGAAUCAUUUGAUUGAGUGGCAGUUCAGUAAAGACCAGUUGACCCCCGCACUCAAAACAUACAAUGAGAUGAAAAAACGUGCGCAGUAUCCAGAUGCCCAGACCUAUACUAUUAUUUUCAAAGGCUGCAGCGAUAGCCCAUAUACUAAACAAGCCUUCGAGAAGGGUUUAGCAAUAUAUACUUCUAUGCUCUCUGUUGGCUCUCGACUAAAGCCGAAUACUAUUCACAUGAAUGCAGUCCUUCGACUUUGUUCAAGGGCGGGUGAAGAAGAAGCUUUGCUUGGAAUCGCUGCACAAAUGCCUGCCGAAGGUGCCCGCGCACCAGAUAACCUUACUUUCACCACGAUAUUAAACGCUUUUCGUAUGAAACUCCUUGGUAAUACCAAUAUGCCUGAAAAGGAACUCUUAAAACUCAAACGUAAAACGAUAGAUAGUGCGCAUCGAAUGUGGGGGGAUAUCUUCAUGCGUUGGCGCAAAGGAGAUAUCAUGGUUGAUGAAGAGCUUGUCUGUGCUAUGGGCCGGACAUUGCUUCAUGGUUCUGAAGAAGACAAUGAUGACAUUCUAUCUCUCGUUGAGCAGACUAUGAACGUGCGACGCCAAAUGCCUCGGCGAGGUACUAAGUCUCGGCAGCAAAUUGAGCCAUCCCUUCAAGGACAAUCUAUAUCUGAAGAUAAGAAAGGAUUAGUCGAAGUGGAAGAUGGCGGUGGUCUCAAUCCGAGAGGUCAGCUCGAAGAUAUAUUUGCCAGCUCCGGACCUGCAGUGGCUUCACUACCUAGAUCGCAUGUUUUUGCUACACCGGGGCCGAACACAAUAUCGAUGAUACUCAAGGCAUUAUUAAACCUGGGCAAAAAGGAACCUGCAACUAAAUAUUGGAAUAUUUUCGUAAAAGAAAGGGGCAUUGUACCCGAUCAAGAUAACUACCAUAGAUACAUGAGAAUUCUCCGACUCUGCCGAUCGAGUCGCGAGGUCCUGGAACUCUUAUUGGAAAUACCCAAAGAAUCCUUGAAACAUGAAUUUUUCCGCCUUGCCAUGAGCACCUGCGAGCGCGACAAGAAUAACCCCAACGUCUUUGCCACCGCAGGCAAAAUCCUCGACAUCAUGCAAAUGAACCUCGAAGUCCCCGACAUCAUAGCCUUAGUCACCUACAUGGACGUCUCCAUGUCCUCCUCCCUCACCCGAAAAGCAUCAGGCAACAGACCCACCAAAUUCGAACAGGGCAAACAAAUCCUCCGCGCCCUCGACCGUGUCGGUCCAUCCUACCUCAACAUCCGCGCCCUAGUCAUGUACGGCAACCCCACCGCCACCGACUACGACCGCUUCCAAGACCGUGAUUUCAAAGAUAGCGUCCUCGUGCUCAUCCGCCGUAUCAUAGGCGCCUACGACGUCCUCAUGGACAAAGGCCUCGUCGCCCGCGACGCCUACGGAGACGUCAUCGCUCGCCGCAAUAAACUAACAGCCUACGAAGCUCGCGUCACUGCCCCCCACGCGGGAACCAGAAAGUACACCAAAGGCUACCAAUACGAGCACGAACCAGAAGACGAAGAACCAGAACCAACCCCUAAACAUGAACACGUCGAUCGCAGCACCCACGAAUUCUCCAAGAAGCAAUUCCGGACGGCGGUCAAGGGGGGUUUUGCGCCGUUGGCCGCUACCCAAGGAUAUGUAGCUCGCGUCCAACCUUUUGCGAGUAGGAAGUCAAACACUGGGGCUCCAGCAUCGUUUGCGAAUAGAAAGCCGAACACGGUGACACCUACUUCCAGUUUCUAA
This is a messenger RNA of Sclerotinia borealis F-4128, 2319 nucleotides long. Lineage: Eukaryota; Fungi; Ascomycota; Leotiomycetes; Helotiales; Sclerotiniaceae. The record is from the annotation of a GenBank genome assembly.